Molecule: messenger RNA, 1242 nt
Organism: Peniophora sp. CBMAI 1063
Lineage: Eukaryota; Fungi; Basidiomycota; Agaricomycetes; Russulales; Peniophoraceae
Source: the annotation of a GenBank genome assembly
AUGGCGAACAUGAUUAUACCCAAAUCGCAACAAGCGGAGUUUAUCCGCGCAGAGUCUGAGCUUGUGAUAGAGCAGGCGCGGAAGGACAAGGCGGAGAAGUACGCGAAGCUUGGAGAUCCCAUAGAGUUGAAGGGCAUUGCGAUUGAUUUACAUAUACGUGGCGAUUACGCGUGGACGGCGGAGAAUAGUCAUGUCGCGAGGAAGGUUGAUCUAGAGACAGGCAAGACGGAGAAACUAUACAAAGGCCACGGCGGACCGGUCACUUCGCUUGCGUUCUGCGAUCUGGAACCUGGCUCCCGCGAUGAAGGCAUUCUAUUGACAGGUUCGUGGGACAAGACCAUCAAGGCCUGGAAUACGGAGACCGGCGAACUCCUCUCGACGACUCUUGCACACGAAGACUUUGUGAAGUCGCUGCAUGCCAUCCCGUCCAAAAACCUUCUCGUGUCUGGAAGUUCGGAUAAGGCUGUACGCUUUUGGGAUCUCUCAUCGGCGUCUUCGUCGUCGCCUCUCAAAGCGGUUGGCUCGUUAUCAUCUCACCGCCGACCCGUCGAGGCCCUUGCUUCGCAUGUUGCGCCCAACGGCGACGUAAUCCUAUUCACAUCUGACAGCGCGGGACUCAUCAAUGCCUGGUCUCUGCGAUACGAAGGAGACAUCUGGCGUGCAACACUUUUGCCUGAUGGAGAAAUGCGGCAUCAUCGUACGGGAGUGACGGAGAUGGCGUAUGGAGAUGGGCAUCUGUGGUCUUCGAGCUCGGAUGAGACCGUACAGGUAGUGCGCUAUCCUCUUCCGGUACCGCCCCCCGUUACCAAGAAAGCCAAACCAAUACCUCCAAUUACUCUUCCGACGCAAUCAAAAGCACUCCUUCCUCUUCCGCUCGUGCCCUCCCUUUCGGCCGACGCCGAUGCGUUCCCGUAUCUUCUAGCUGCGUCUGGCGAUGCCAUUCGAGUAUACGACAUUAGUGAACCCGACACCCCGGAACUAUUGAGAGAGGUCGAGGGGCAUUGGCAUGAUGUCACACGUAUGCGGGUGUGGCUCAGAAACGAGGGGGGCAAAGGGAAGAGCGUCUGGAUUGUCAGUGCUGGACUUGACAGGACGCUGAGGAGAUGGAAACUCUCUGACAUUGUGGUACCAGUCCCCAAGACCGUAGAGGCAGUCCCCCCACCCGCAGCUGCGAAAGCGGAGAACGGACUGACAGAAGAGGAGGAACGGGAGCUCGCGGAACUUAUGGGCGACGAUGACUGA